ACUUGAUGUAGAUCCAUGACAUCGCCAGUUACACUUGUUAGUAAUUUGGGGCCUUUUCCAUUUCAUUUCAGCUCUGAUCACAAAGCUGCACUCUCUCUUCUGGCUGCCCUUUCGCUCGUCGUGAUUUUCGCACUGGUUCAGAGGAGGUGCUCUCUGACGUCAAAAGUAGCCAUGGCACUUGGCCUGCUGGGCGUCUAUUGCUACCGGGCGGCCAUUGGAAAUGUCCUGUUCCCAUGGCAACAAGACAGCAAAGACAUUUCAAAGGGUGUUAUUGAAGCUCGUUUUGUUCAUGUCUUUGUCCUUGGCAUUCUGUUCACGGGCACCAAAGACUUGCUUAAAUCUCAAGUCAUUGCUGCAGACUUCACAAUCAAGACUGUGGGUUUAUGGGAGAUAUAUAGUGGAUUAGUUCUUCUGGCCGCUUUGCUUUUUAGACCACAUAAUCUGCCAGUCUUAGUGUUUAGCCUCUUCAUUCAGACUAUAAUGACUAAAUUCAUCUGGAAGCCUCUGAGGCAUGAUGCACCUGAGAUCACUAUAAUGCAUUAUUGGUUCGGUCAAGCAUUCUUCUAUUUCCAGGGAAACUCCAACAACAUAGCCACGGUGGAUGUCUCAGCGGGCUUCGUGGGCCUGGACACCUACAUGGAGGUCCCAGCUAUGUUCCUGACAGCGUUUGCCACGUUCGCGGGGCCUGUGCUGUGGGCCAGCCACUUAGUGAGCUUCCUGAGCUCAGAAACCAGCAGCGGUUCUGCACUGGGUCAUGCUUGCUUCUGCUAUGCACUGAUCUGCUCUUUUCCAGUCUCUGCGUAUAUCAUUUUGGUGACAGCCCUGCGUUACCAUUUAUUUAUAUGGAGUGUGUUUUCUCCAAAACUUCUUUAUGAGGGGAUGCAUAUCCUCAUCACAGCCGCCAUCUGUGCAUUCUUCACAGCCAUGGAUCAAACCAACACGAAGUCUUAGACACUGGAGAAACAAUGUAUUUUUAAAGUCUACGAUUCACUUCAUGCAUUUGGGUAAUGAAAAAAAAGUCUGUCUAAAUGCAAGGACAUUCUAAAGAAAAUUGUGAAUUCUACAAAGUUGAAUAGUUGCAGUUUCUUGCACUGCUGUACUUGAAUUUAGAGUACAUAGUAGUUUAAAAGGUCACUUUAAAAUAUUUAGUUUGAAUAUGAAUCAUAUUCCCCUGUUGACAAUCACUCCAUAAAGUUCUGAACUUUUAAUUUCCUCUGGAUAAUAAUUCACUCAAAUAUCUGUGUUUAAAUUGAUGAAUAAAAAGGUUUCAGGCUUA
Messenger RNA from Leptonychotes weddellii (Weddell seal), 1276 nucleotides. Lineage: Eukaryota; Metazoa; Chordata; Mammalia; Carnivora; Phocidae. The record is from RefSeq and is a predicted model, not a curated record.